Molecule: messenger RNA, 25651 nt
Organism: Coregonus sp. 'balchen'
Lineage: Eukaryota; Metazoa; Chordata; Actinopteri; Salmoniformes; Salmonidae
Source: the annotation of a GenBank genome assembly
AUGUUCUACUCUGAAGGCAAGGUUGUGCUCAGUGUCUUCUCGUCAGAAUUGUCUGUUUUAAGCCCCGCAGGCACAGAGAGGGAGACUGGCUGCUUUUUCAAAGCCUAAUAGAAAAUCCAGUUUAUGACUUUAAUUUCUCUGAAAGCAAUAGGUCCCUUUGCUAUCUGUUCCGUGCAAAUAGAUAUUACGGAUGCCCCAUCUUUUUCUAGUUAUGUCUCAAUUCUAUUUGUUUCUCCUAUGGAGAUCUUGAAAUGAUUUCAUGGCUGCUUGACAUGGUAAUUGAAUAACUGUGGCAUACACAGAGAAUGUUAUUCCAAUGAUUCAUAUUUUCCUAACGAGGUCUACAUUUCAAUGAGUAAUAACACAUUACAGUUGGUUGAUCUGUCUUUUCAGACUAACGGGGAGCAAAUCUUUUAUUUUGUCUAUUAGAGGAGAACAGGGUAUAUUAAGAGAAUGAUUUCCUCAGAUCUUAUGACGUACACUUUAAUUCUCGCUCUCACUGCUUUUCCAAAAUGUGCUUCUCUCUGUAUCCAUCUCUCCUCCUCCUCCUCCUCACAGUUAGGGAGGUCAGAGGAGUGAGACAGAGUGACUGAUUAGUAGCUGUCUACAAACAUAACAUUCUCCGGCUCGUCUUGGGUUACCUUUUCCCACGGCUGAAACACGAUAGACUGGUGGUUGCGCUCUACUGUGUUUUCAACGCCUGCACUUGGGAGAUUCCUUCAUCAGCCACUACCCCCUGUACCACACACACACACACACACACACACACACACACACACACACCCCUACUUUCCCUAGUACUUGAACUGCCAUUGCAGUGAGGUCAUUCCUUGGAGAACAAGGGAGUGGGGUUGAGAAUGAAUCCCCUAACAAGCAGAGAAUAUCUUAUAAAAACUCAACCACUUCCUCAAGAUGGAAAACACUUUGAUGAUAAAUCUUCCGUUCUUCACCAACAUUUGGGAUGUUGUUAUUCUAGAAUUCCUUUCUUUUAUUCUACCAUUUCUCUUCCAGAAUCCCGUUUCCUUGCCUUCUCUGCAGUGCAUCCCAUCAAAAUCUCAUCUCAAUUAUUCUGAUUCAUUUUAUUGUCCCCUCUUAUGUAGGCCUGUUCUCUCUCAGGGAGAUGGCUUUCAUUUAUUUGAACAGUUCUUGAUCUCAACUGUCUCGUCAACGUGCUGUGAGCCAUCCCAGUACGGGGUCCCUAAUCAAAACCCAGCCAGCUCUUCACAGGAAAGAGAGAACAUAACCGCUACCCUCAGCUCAGUUAGACCACCAGACACACACACACACUCAGCGCCAAAUGAUCUGGUGGAAAUUAUAAUAUAUAAUAAAAUAUAAUUCAACUAUAAUCAAUAGUCUUUGAUAUCAGUAUCAGAGGUUGGUCCUCCAAUCAACUAGGCUACGUUCCCAGCUGUCAAAUAAUCCGGUGUGGGUAGAAGUUAAAUGAUCAUUGAUUAUCAGUCAAAGUUUAAUCAGGUAUAGGCGAAGUUAAAAAGUAGGCCUCCCUCUAUGCAGACCUCAUUGCUGUGCCAUAGCCACGUUGCAGGCUAGGUUAUAUUGUCUAUUUUUCUGUGGCUCCAGAACUAGCAACAAAUUACAUAUUUUACAUUCUGACCUUGUCCUUGGCAUAGUCUGUCUCAUUGCAUCUAGCUAGUGUUCCAUGCAUGUGUGAGUCACGAUGGUCCGAGUGCAGUGGUAUGAAGUGGACAUUCUGCAUGUAUUUGGGUGAACGUCCCAUAUAAAAUAGCCUAAAUAUUUGAUGCACCAAGAAAUAAACAGUCACAGACACUACCAAAGUGGAGUAAAGCGAACGCUGGCCCUGCCAACACAGCACAAAAGAAUAGGCCUAGUCUUUUGAAAUCCCCAGUGCUCCUUCCUAACAGGGCAUUCAAUUCACCAAGUACAUACAAAUCCAUUUGAGAUUCACUGUACAAGUACAUCCCCCAAAAUAGUUUUAUUCAAAUGUGGUUUUGGGCUCAGUGUGUGAGUUGACACUGAGGCCUUUGUUUUCCCCUGAUUAGAUGUUCAGCAUCCCCGCUCUAACUAUGCACCCUCUGAGGCAGGAGAGGUUGUGGUGUGUGUGUGGUUUCCCUUGAACCUCCCAUGUAUAAAUCAAGCUAUUCUAAUCAAGCUAUUCUCUCUAGCAAAUGGUGCAGUCAUUGCCCAUCCUAUAGCAUAUAGCUGCUCCCAAAUUGUUGUUUCAGUACGUGUACGUGUGUGUGUCUGUUCCUGAAAGAGUGCGUUCACUAUCAUGUCCCCUGUCCUUUUGGAAUCCCCCAGGCCUGUCAGAGGCCAUCAGUAUGGAAUGCAACCUAUUGGAGUGAAGCUCAUCAGUGUAAAAAACCCUACCACACCUCAGCCCUGCCUUUGGCGUCGGCUAAUGGGAAUCCUAAUGAAAAAUACAAAUCAUUAUGUCUUUCAGCUAGAGCCAACCUCUACCACACCUCAACCCGGUAGAAUGUCUCUCAGCUAGAGCCAACCUCUACCACACCUCAACCCGGUAGAAUGUCUCUCAGCUAGAGCCAACCUCUACCACACCUCAACCCGGUAGAAUGUCUCUCAGCUAGAGCCAGCCUCUACCACACCUCAACCCGGUAGAAUGUCUCUCAGCUAGAGCCAACCUCUACCACACCUCAACCCGGUAGAAUGUCUCUCAGCUAGAGCCAACCUCUACCACACCUCAACCCGGUAGAAUGUCUCUCAGCUAGAGCCAGCCUCUACCACACCUCAACCCGGUAGAAUGUCUCUCAGCUAGAGCCAACCUCUACCACACCUCAACCCGGUAGAAUGUCUCUCAGCUAGAGCCAGCCUAGCCUGUGUUAUGCAGCGCCAUCAUCAACACUGAUAAGGAGAAUGACUGAAACUUCAAAACAUUUUGCCUUUUUAUCUAUAGGCUUAAUAAGUAGGGAACCUUCGGCUUCUUGCUCAUAAUUUACGUUUGCUCACGUGGAAAUGGCUGGUUCACGUGGAAAGGCAAGAUAACUAUAUCUGAAUUUGUUUUAUUCUUGUGAGGAGCCGUGCCGUGUGCUCAAAAAGAACUACAGUUGUUCAAAUCAUUUUCUGAAGUAAACAGUCAGUGCUUUCCUGCUGUGAGCCUCAAAAGCAUUCAAGUCAGCGUUUGUUUGCAAUACCAGUUAUUCAACAAAAACAAAAAUCUUUGUCUUUCCCUCUUCCCAAACUGAGGCGCUGCCUCGUCGUUCUCCUCAAGAGUACAGCUUGUCAAUGUUAAUGGCAGAGAUGACUUCACGUCCUCUGUCUUUGAGGAGGAGUAAUCUGGAGAGUGAGGCAGCAAUUACCAUUUACACUCUCUAGCCAGGUCUCAUCUUUCACCAAAUGCUAGGUUGCUGCAGGCAGGUUUUUUUUUAGUUUUGUGCCCUGUCAUUAUUUUCUUAAUAGAGGGGUGCAAGACGAAGGAACACACACACACACACACACACACACACACACACACACACACACAAGGGUGUAGUCUGUGGUGUCUGUCGCUCUAACAUCUCUUCUCUUUUCUCUCCUUUCCCCUCUUUUGUUUUGCAGAUGAAGAGAAAGUUGGACCAUGGCCCAGAGGUCCGAUCUUUCCCUUCAGGAAAAAAGCCCUGCAAAGGCUCAGAGUAUCCAAGGUAAAGACCCCCCCCCCCCCCCCUUCCCAGGUCCCUAUCCAUUUAUCCAGUAUCCAAGGUAGCGAACCAGCCCCCUGUUCCCACCUUCCUACCAGUUAUCCAAUAGAUUCAGCCUUCCUACUCUGUAGAUCAGCAAUGCAAAUGGUAAAGAAACCCUGAACCAUUUCUGUUGUAUCACAGACAGGAUCCAACAGGCAGCCCCAGUUGUCCCUAUAAGUCUGAAUAUUAUAUGGUUAUUCACACUAAGACACAUGAUCCUCAUAAGAAGUGCUCACCGCACCAUGUUCUUUGCCCAUUAAAGUGUACAUCAUGCCUUCCUGAGGAUCCUGACUAAGCACUGCUGCCUCACUCACUGGCAGCACUGUGCUUGUAAUUGCCACACGUUGGUCUAGCUCUCAAUCCCAUUAAAAGUAAAUCCAUUAUGAAACAGACCUCACUCUCUUACCCCAUACUCCUGUCGCUAAGCAGAAUGGUGUGAGGAACUGCUGAAUGGUGGGUUUGGCGUUUCGCUAGUACCGAAUGAGCGCACGCCUCGUGGCUGCUUUUUGAGAGGGGUUGACAUUGAACUUAAUUAUUUGGAACUAUGUGGCCUUUGAAGUCUCAGGGCGAGAGGUGCACAUUGAUAGAAAUCCCCCUAAAAUUCACAUUCCAGAAUUUAUCUGCCCAUCAAUAGUGGUUAUCUUUCCCCUAAAUCAAGUCUAGAAUUAGGGGAAAAUCUAUUUAAGUGAAUAAAAACAAGUUAGUAACCCAAACCAAAUUGAAUCAAGCUUGUGUACAGAAGCAUUUAGGUGAUUAUUGAUCAUGGAAACAUGGGAAUAAACAGCUGGUUUCAGUUCCAGAGAAACGCUCUAGAAGAGAGCAUGUUCAUAUAUAUUAAUGCACAGCGUACCGAAACAUUUUGCAACGGAAAAUGAAAUUGAACGUUUCUUAUUGGUCAAGUUCAGGUAGUACCUUCCCGUUUCGUGCCUAGUGAAUACGACAAUGGUUUCAGUUCAAUUCCAGAGAAACCGUUGCAUUGAGAAGAGAGCAGGGUGUAUUCACUAGGAACCAAACCGAACCAAACGAAAUCAAACCGGUAGGAACCUACCUGAAUUUGCCCAAUAGAUCACUCUGUUUUCGUUGCGAAACGUUUUGCUACAGUGUGCACUAAUGCUACAGUGUGCACUAAUGAAUACACCCCAGCUAUAGAAACCUAGUUAGUAGUCUCUUCUUGGCGGAGACCCAGGGCUGUUUCUCUCAUUAAUAUCUGUUGUUUGCCUCUCCCUCCACUCAGCUUUUGUAGUCUUUCUCACCACUAUUGUAAUUAGUGAGCGGAGGGGAAGAUAUCUGCAGAAGCUGCUACUGCUGCAGCACCUGCCUGCACUUUUCCCGCAUUUGAAACAACUAAUAAUGUCCUCAGUGUUCCUCGUUAUCAAUAUAACCCUUAUGCUUCUCCUCAGAAGAACGUGAUAAAUAGUUUUCUCAAGUAUUUUUCUUGUGAAAAUAUUAUUUUUCCUCACAUUCUCCCUCCCUCCUAUCUCUCCGUAUUUCUCUCCACAGUGCUACAGGGCUGGUCCCCUACCCAGCCACCCCCACCACGUUUGGGCACAUCAGGACAGCUAACGGUCAGGGGCAGCAGAGGCGGCGCAUCACCUCCAUCGCUCCUCCCACAGGUCUCGAGGAAUGGCUCCGGACGUUUCAGGUGAGUUAGUUCCCAGUUAGCUCCUCCAAUGUCCCAGUCACGUCCCCUCUCCCCCUCCUAGAGCUCGUUUCAGGUGAGUUUGCGCCUACCCCCUAGCUACCUGUUCCUAAUUGGCCUCUGCUACCUGAGGAGCGAUGGUUCUAACUAAAUAGUUAAGUAUGUUGUUCCUAGUUCCUCCCAACUCCUUUGUCACAUCCAUCCUCCCCCCUCCCCCUCCCUUGAGUGUCUAUCCUUCGAGCCAUCGAGCAAGAGCUCAUCAGAAAGCAGAUGUUGCGCCCAAUCAAUGUUUCCUCAAGUCUUGAAGAUAAUUGCUGCCUUGACGUUUUGGCCCUCACAUUACCAUACGCACUGUAGCAUGGGAUUGGAAUUAGCUUACCUGUUUAGACUACAGGCUCCAAUAUCGUAUUUGUGCAGCCAACGCCUGAUGUAUACUAUGUCAACAGUUGAACAGAUGUGAUCUUUGUUCAGGUAAUCCUUUCAAAGCCACCAGUAUUUUAGGCCAGUCAGCUUCUUAUGACAUAUUUGCGUAUGGCGAGUUCUAACGUCACAGCCAAUAGUCAAUAGAGGAAUCCUUUUGUCUUUCAGGUACUUCAUAUAGUGCCUCAUGUCAAAAGGAGUGUAUUAUAUAGGGAAUAGGGUGCCAUUUCAGCCACAGCCGUAAUGUUCCUUCUUUGAUUUGAGUUGAGGCAACUCCAUAAUGAUGACUAGAGCUCAAACAUCUGGGAUUUGUUUCCAGCGAUUUGUUAAUAUCAAAUUAAUUGUCAGUAAGCACCCCUUUCAUCCCAAAUGGAAACAAUUAAGAGUUUAUUUGACUUGGCAACCAGCUCGCUGGAGUGCUGCUGCCUUCUUUGCAAAUGUUUUUUUUACAACAGGCUUUGUGCCUGUAUUGACUUUGCCAGUCAUAAACGCCAAAUCUUUGGGGAAAUAAACAGGAAAGAAAUUAGAUCUUUUGCUCGGUCUUCAAAGCGUUCUCUGAAGAGAAUGGCUGCAUAACCGCAACAAAAUGUCAAGAACUCUUUUUAUUAGAAAAAUGGCAAUUAGGUAAUAACAUUCCAGUCGCCAAGAUCUUUCUGCUAAUAUUGCCCUGAUUUAACUUUCUUCACAUCUCUGUUUGGUGAAUAAACGAGUUUACUGGUAUUGUGAAACGUAAUCCCAUCCUGUACCGAUUUACAGCCACGGAAGCCAGACUGCAAAGUAGAGAUGCCAAGUUCAUUAACAAUUGGAGGUCUGUGAGUCUUACUUCAGGAUGUAAAGAUUCCGCAACUAUGUAGAACAAUGUUGCGUUCAAGGUCGGGCGUUUCCGCUCUGUUUACUUCUGCAACAACUACCUCUAGGAUCAGUACCUGCCUCUCCGGGACAUGGCACGGCAUCAAACAAUUCAACCAGACGUCCGUUGUCAAAUAUUGUAACAUUGCAUUUAUCGCUGAAUCGUUUCCCAAAAUCCACUAAUCCUGUGAAAUAGCUGUUCCAUGUGAGAACUCGCCCUCUGUGUGUGUGGGUUUUUGACAGAGAGCGAGCGAGGGUUGAGAGUGAGAAAGAGAGUGUGUGAGAGAGAGACUAUUGACGUAGUCCACCUGCUAUGGCCCCAUUUGCCUUUCAUCUGACAGCCCAUAUUAGACGCACCUAAACCCUCAAACAUGCAUUCACAUGCAUUCUGUACAUUCUCUUUCCAGUCCUGGCCUGCUCAGCCCCUUUGUGGAUCCUGUCAUGUGAGAGAUAAAGAGGAUUCAUUUAAUUAAAGAGGUUUUAAGAUGAGUGGAGCCAGAAAAUAAUGCUAUCCAAAUGUCAUAACACUGGAAAGAGACAUGGUGUUAUGUCGUCUGGUUGAAAACCAGGGUUGACUGACCCAUGCUUUGCAAGUAGUGCCGUCAUUCGGUGCAUUACGCUGCCAAGCAUAAGCAAGCUUUGUAGCUAGCGGUGUUUCUACCCAGAAAGCUCAUUCCCAGAGGCAUAACCAAUGGGUGUUAAGUCGCCUGCCAACCAGCGCUGAGUAACCACUCAGUAAUCCAACCCUUUGCCUUGGAUCGAGGAGGAUUGCUUUGAACCCUACCCCGAUUACCUUCCUACCUACCAGCACAGCCAGCUCCUCCGGCGGCGUCAGUCUAACUGCCAAAUUACAGAUGCUUUACAUGCCCAAUGCUUUCCAUCCCCCCCAUCCCUCCCUCCAUCCUUCUCUCUUCUAAUCACUGUGUUACAUUUGAGCGCUCUCCCAAAGGAAAACAACGUUGGCCCCAGCAUCUAGCCACUUGGUCUAGUUACGACUACAGCCCCAGCUAGCUAAGCUCCACAGUGAGGCUUUGAGCUUCAGGCUGUGAGCAGUGCUGAAUAUUCAGCCAGGAGGAAUCCCACAUGGAAAGAAGCUAGGUAAUAACAGUGCUGAUGAAGGCCAGGAGCUUGAUGUGAAAAUGGCCUUUUAAUGUGCCUGUUGCCCGCGUAGUUAAAGGAGAGGUGCCUCGGGCUAACUGGCUUCUGUUGAGGGAAUUUGUUAUCACUUACAUACACUACAUGACCAGAAGUAUGUGGACACCUGCUGGUCGAACAUUAAUAUGGAGUUUGUCCCCCCUUUGCUGCUAAAACAGCCUCCACUCUUGUGGGAAGGCUUUCCACUAGAUGUUGGAACAUUGCUGCGGGGACUUAAUAUAUACUUGCUUCCAUUCAGCCACGAGCAUUAGUGAGGUCGGCCACUGAUGUUGGGCGAUUAGGCCUGGCUCGCAGUCGGCGUUCCAAUUCAUCCCAAAGGUGUUGGAUGGGGAUUUUAUACACCGGUCAGCAACGGGUGUGGCUGAAAUAGCCGAAUCCACUAAUUUGAAGGGGUGUCCAUAUACUUUUGUAUAUAUAGUGUAUGCAUUGGCACACAAAUAUACACACUUCUACACAAAUGCAAAUUGGCUUCAAACACCUUUACAUUCCACCACACUUGCAGCAAGCACCCAUGUAUGCCAAUACAACGCAACACACACUAAAAACUACUUUUACAAUCAAGUACCAUCAACACAACCAACACAACCAACAGUCCCCUCCAUGUGCAUUACUCCUCUCCUGACCGGUCUCUCUUCCCCUCCCGUGUGUUCCACAGCUGGAGUACUGUACCAUCUAACCCUGCCCCCCCCCCCCCCCCCCCCUCCUGUGUGUUUCAGAGCUGGAGUGGCCCAGAGAAGCUGCUGGCGCUGGAUGAGUUGAUCGACCGCUGUGAGCCCACGCAGGUCAAACACAUGAUGCAGGUCAUUGAGCCGCAGUUCCAACGCGACUUUAUCUCCCUGCUGCCCAAAGAGGUGACAAUCCCUUUAUAGCUCUUUCUAAUCCCUUCCUCCUCCCUCUCGUUCUAAACCUUCUCUACCAACUCGCCUUUCUACCUCCUGGAGAAGUGAGAACCAAGCCUCUUUAACUCCCCCAACUGCACUCUCCCAUCUCCCCAUCCAUCCAUCCAUCCAUCCAUCCAUCCAUCCAUCCCUGUUGCCCAAAGCGGUGAGAACCGAAAGCUUCCUUAGCUACCUUCUUGUCCCCACUUAACUCAUUGGAAAUAGUCUUAAUGGCACCUUUUGGUGGGUGUGUCACCCUUCGCUCAAACUGAGAACUAAUAACACCAGGCCAAUGUGUCUCUGUUCAGGACUCUAUGGUCUCAGGGGAUCUGUCUUAAACAGCGUUCAGCCUCCUGUCACUCCUCAGAGACGUCCUGUGACUGUCUCUGUCUGGCGCCUGCCUCCUGUCUGUCAGGUGUGAGAGAGGUCUGGACGGAGAGGGGGGUAGACGGAGGGGAAGAGAGAAGGGCAAGGUGUGGAAUCGUCUGUAAUGGGAGGGGGAGGGGGGGAGUAAGUGAAGGGAGGUGUGUGGGAAGUAGUCUGUAAUGUUCCAUAAUGAUCUAAAUAGCCUCCCCUCAGCUUGCUCUAGUUGCCAAGCCCCUUCAGACUGUUUGUUUAGCAGUUGAAGCAUGAGGCAGCCUGUCCUGCUCCCGUUCACUGUUACCUUGUUUCUUCCCAUUUAGCUGUCUCUGAUUUGCUUCCCAUUUGUUCUCUCUCUCUCUCUCUCUCUCUUUGUCUCUGUCUCUGUCUCUCUCUCCACUCUCUCUCUCUCUCUCUCCACUCUCUCUCUCUCUCUCUCUCUCACCCUGGGGCAGUUCAGUGAUAUCCACAUAUAGAUGAGACUGAGACAUGACUCUGUAGUAACACGAAGACACCCUGUAGUACCUUGUUAUGUAACCAACUCAAUACACAAUCAGUUGUUCUGCUGUGCUGCAUCGAUGAAACACUUUCAAACGCUCUCGAUCGUCAAUAAUGGCUUGGGCAUUAGGUAUGUUUGAAUUGUAGAACAUUGGUAUUGAAUUGUAGAGAAUUUGUAUUUUGGGAGGUGUUGGGUUGGUGAACUAAACCCAGACAACCCACUCAACCACGGUAACGUUCUUACACAGUGAAAUAACGUUCUCUCCUCCUUUCUCUCUCCCCCUCCGUCCCUCCAUCCUUCCUCUCCUCCGUCAGUUGGCCCUGUACGUGCUGUCGUUCCUUGAGCCCAAGGACCUGCUGCAGGCCGCUCAGACGUGUCGUUACUGGAGGAUCCUGGCUGAAGACAACCUCCUCUGGAGGGAGAAGUGCCGGGAGGAGGGUCAGUCUAGACGCACUUAGCCAAUAGGAAUCACUGAAGCAGUUUAAAACCAUGAUUGACACUAGCAUUGGCCAAUAUGAUCAAUCUUGACCAAUGGUCAGACUAGAUUGAUAACGGCAUGAGCAAACGGUAGAUAUUCUGCUUUCUCACGCAGUCUCGGACUGACACUACCCCUCUCCUCUCAUCUCUUCACAAGCAGGCAUUGAUGAGCCUCUAUCCUUCAAGAAGAGGAAAAUCACCAAGCCAGGCUUCAGCCGCAGCCCCUGGAAAUGUGCCUACAUCAGGCAGCAUAGGAUAGAUACCAACUGGAGGAGAGGAGACCUCCGAUCACCCAAGGUAGACAUUUUGCCUUUGCUUAUUCUCAACAUUUUAUAUCACCUAGAUUAUUUUAUUUGCGUUCAUCAUUAGCACACAGUAUUUAUUUCUGCUGCAGUUUCUUCGUUUCAUAUUAGAUGGUUUCAUUAUGUUUUAAAACACUCCCUUGAAAUGGAUUUUAUAUAAAGAGGCUUUAAAUUAGAACAGGUGUCCAAGUCGAUAAGGCUCUUAUAUGUUGGGUUUUAUUGAAAGCCAUAGGUGGGUCUGUUCUCAAACUCUCCUAGAGAAGAUUUUGGUAAUGGCAUUUCUUAUAGAUAUGUCAUUUUUUAAUGGCAGUUCUUCUCUAGGGCACAACAUGACCUCAAUUCUACCUCUACAUCAAACUGCUGCUAAUGUUCUGAGCCCCAUCUGUUUCUUGCCCGUUUCGCCCUAUCUCCUGUUUUAAGAGUUUAAAUUGAGCUAGCAAGGGAGAGUGAUCUUCCUAAUAUGCCUCAUAUGGCUUAUUUUGCUAAUUUCAAAACGCCCACAGGUCCUUUAGUGACUGUAGAAGGAAUGGCUGAUGUAACCGUGGUUACCGCACUUGCUCUUCACACUCCCCUGUGUCCGUCUUUAACGUUCUCUGUUAUUCGCCUAUUCGGCAGUUCUGUGACCCUGUAUCUGUCAGCUGAGCUUACACACAAACAAACAAAGUAUUUUUGAACGGGGUUCUCCCUACACCUGCAAAGCGCCGUCGUGACAUUUACCUCAAGUCCCCUCAGUCUUUGUCUGGAGAAAUACAGCCUUGUCAUUGUUCCUGUUUGGUUCUUGACAUUUUCUCCCCUCCCUCCCUCCCUCCCUCCCUCCCUCCCUCCCUCCCUCCCUCCCUCUUCCCUUUCUCUCCCCUCCCUCCCUCCCCUCCCUCCCUCCCUCUUCCCUUUCUCUCCCCUCCCCCUCCCUCCCUCCCUCCCUCCCUCCCUCCCUCCCUCCCUCCCUCCCCUCCCUCCCUCUUCCCUUUCUCUCCCCUCCCUCCCUCCCUCCCUCCCUCCCUCCCUCCCUCCCUCCCUCCCUCCCUCCCUCCCUCUUCCCUUUCUCUCCCCUCCCUCCCUCCCUCCCUCCCUCCCUCCCUCCCUCCCUCCAUCCCUCCCUCCCUCCCUCUUCCCUUUCUCUCCCUCCCUCUUCCCUUUCUCUCCCUCCCUCUCAUCCCUAUCUCUCUCUCUCUAUCCUUCCCUCCCUCCUCUCAUCUCCUCUCCAUCCUCUCUAGGUGCUUAAGGGUCAUGACGACCAUGUCAUCACCUGCCUCCAGUUCUGCGGUAAUCGCAUCGUCAGCGGCUCUGAUGACAACUCGCUCAAGGUCUGGUCGGCUGUCACAGGAAAGGUAAGAGACAGUCACUCGUCCCUUGCUCUCCAACCCCCAUAUUCAAACUAGUCCAAACCUUUUUGACUACAGAUGUAGGAAAUCGCCAUUUUCUCAGUUGUAGACUGGUACGGUACUGGUAUGUAGAUUGGUAUGGUUCUGGAGAUAAUGAAUAGGAGGUUAAAAAGUGAUGAAGUGUCUCUUUUAAGCCUUAUUUUCAAGUCUCAUUGGUUGUUCCAUCUCAUCUCAGUGUUCUGUUGUAUGCGUACACAUAGUAAUGGAGGGUGAUUGCUCCAUCCUAUUCUGAAGGAACUCAUUACAGCUCAUGUGUUUUUCAUUUCCGUCUCAUUGAUCAGUAAUGAAGCAUGUUAGCAGGAAGUCAAUCCACAUGUUAUGGCAGUUCUUUAAAUUACUUAGCGUGUCUUCACUCAAUACCUCAGAUUCAUGAUCAAGGGUUUGUAUUGAUUUUUGCAUUUAAGGUUUAGUCAAUGUAUAGGCUACAGUAUACUGCAUACUGUAGAUUUGACACCAACGAUAGCUCUACCUCAGAUACCGCUUGAUGCCGAUUCACCCCCAAUAUCUCCCCGAGGCCCUGACAAGAUUGCAAUUGAUUAGUGACAUCAUUCAACAUUGGCACGUAGCACCACCUGUCCUGCAAUACUGCAGCAUAUUGUCUGGAAUCCAUUUUGUUCUCUCUUCCUCCUCUUGCGUUUAGGGUCUGUCCCAAAUGGCACCCUAUUCUCUAUGUAGUGCACUACUUUUGACCAGACACCUAUGGGCCCUGGUCAAAAGUAGUGCGCUACAUAGGGGAUAGGGUGCCAUUUGAGAUUCAGCCUUAGCCAUUUUGCAGAGAGCCAGUGAAAGGUCUGUGUCCUCAGACAGGCGAGGGAGGUGCUGUUAGUAUUCAUGGCUGGGACUGAUGCGAUGACACGGAUCUUGGAUUGCUGGUUUAUAUGGUCUGCUAAAAUGGGGGCGUUGGUGUGGGCCUCGCUGAGAGAGGGAGAGCAAGAGGAAUGGAGGUAGGGAGGCUCAGGGAGUAUUGUCAAUCACACCCCGUCGUCUCCCCUCUUCCCUGGUCUUCGCGGACUCCAUUUUCACUGGAGCUCUUAAUGAAAAUUCUCCUUUAGGACACAGCUCUCUCGCUUUUUGAAGUGCAAGGAGAACAGCUAAGGGAUGGAACAAAAAGGUUCAGAUGUUGUUCUAUCCUUGCAUACAAAAUUACAAAGACACUCUGAGUGUGUCAGUGGUGCCCAGGUGCAUGGAACACUGAAACACUGGAAAAACAAAGCUGCACCGUGUCUCAUAGCAGAAAAGCUUCCUCUCUUUGAUUGCAUUGGGCACUCAGCCAAGCGGUGAUUAUACAGUGUUGAUCUCUCACAGCGUUGUGCUGAUGUGAACAGAUCAGUACCAAGGUCAUCUGAUAGGGAAGCCAUGCGGAUUGUCUCUCUUCCCACCACCCCCAUUGGGGUAAUGUCCAUCCGGAUGACAUGUAACUCUCAGGUUAAUGCUGCAGUGACUCACUCACACCAUGCUGUGAAGACAGAGGUCAGAACAGGUGUGUGCGUGAUUAGUCAUCAUCACCCAGCAGGCUGGCCCGAGGCCUUUCUGUUCCCAUGUCCCACGAUGCACCUGGGCUGGAUCCACAAACACCGCCCCCACCCCUCCCUCCUGUCGUGUGGUUGGUUGCCUUUUAUGCCCCAACCAGCUGGUCCUGUGCCAGAUUUGUUCAUUUCGUUAUGACAGUCGAGGUCAGAGCUGUAGAAAGGUGAGCUGAUCCUAAAUCAGUUUGGAAGAAUGUAGAGACCACCUUCGCCUGGCCAGAUUAGUUAGUUUGCUCUUGAUGGUUGAGGUCAAGACUGAAGCAGUGUGAGCUGAUCCUAGAUCAGUUGUUAAAACCCCUGGUGGAUAGAUCUCAUCUUCGUUGCAAGCUGAGAAAAAUCUUCCAGAUGUCCUUUAUAUUCUCUCUCUCUCUCUCUCUCUCUAAAUUAUUCUCUCUCUCUAAAUUAUUCUCUCUGCAGUAGUUAGUCUCUCCAUUGGAUGCCUGCCCUUAUAUUCACCAUCAAUCAUCUCUCGCCAUGACAAGCCAGGCUUGUUUUGACCUGACCCCUGGAUGCCCCCGGCCAGGGAAUAGUCCAGUGCUGCUACUGCAUUCUUCUUCCUGAUCCUGCUUCUGUUUCCACAGCAAAUAGCCAAAAUGGCUGCCAGACAGGACUGUAGCUUCUCUCUUUUUCUCUCUCCUCUUUCUCUUUCUGUCUUUCUUUACAGAGUGUCUGACCUUUGGUUGUGGGUGUUCAUAUUUGUUCGGGCCAGCAUGCGUGUGUGUGUGUUCGUGUGUGUGUGUUCGUGUGUUUGCGUGUGUGUGUGUGUGUUUGUGUGUUUGCAUGUGUGUGUGUGUGUGCGUGUGUGUGUGUGUGCGUGUGUGCGUGUGUGUGUGUGUUCGUGUGUGUGUGUGUGUUUGUGUGUGUGUUUGUGUGUGUGUUUGUGUGUGUGUUUGUGUGUGUGUUCGUGUGUUUGCGUGUGUGUGUGUGUGUGUUCGUGUGUUUGCGUGCGUGUGUGUGUGUGUUUGCGUGUGUGUGUGUUCGUGUGUUUGCGUGCGUGUGUGUGUGUUUGCGUGUGCGUGCGCGUGUGUGUGUGUGUUCGUGUGUUUGUGUGUGUGUUCGCUCGUGUGUUUCCUCUCCUUCUAUCUUGGCGUUCCACUCCAAGUCCCAGCUUAAGUGGUGUAAACCUCCAGCCUCACAAGAGCUCAGGGAAGCCUAUUCCCACCCAGCUUUCAGCAGCUAACACCCAGACUAAGGACUUCUUCACCACUGGAUCGAUAGGAGAUAGAGAGAAACCCACGUUUGAAAAUUGACCUUGAAAGACAUGCAUUACAGUCUCCAAAUAAGUUUUCGCUCUGAAGUAUUUUUUCUUUUCUUUUUUUACUGGGAUAUUACAGAGAGAAAAUGUUGACUCCCUCUUUAGACUAGCCUUCAUGUCCGUCUGAAGCCUCUAUCUCCAGUCUCCACACAUCUCCUAUUUACUGUAUUUUUUAGUUCUGUUGUCCUUCAUCUGCGGCCCACAAGGUUUCGGUCGGACGCUCUCUCUGUUUGGUUUGGGGACGUUUUUACUUUGAAAAAGAUAAGCUGGCACAGACAGGAAUGUCACAACCGGAGUGCUUUGAAUUCCUCCGUCCCAAACAGAAUGUGCUAUCUGAAUAUGGCUUCAUCAUCCCAGCAACUGGAUUCAGUGAUUAGACCAAGCAUGUGUCCAAAUAUAGAUAUUAGGUAUAUAGUUCACUACUUUUGACCAGGGCCCAUAGCAGCGAGGGUUCUGUCCCUGACCGGUAGAGACGGAGUAGUCAAGUGAAUAAAAUGUUAUUCUAAACAUGUUCUAAUGUACAGAACAAACUCAGUGUAAAGCUUAAUGUUUAUAACUAAUGUUAUGAACCUCUAUCCCUUUUAUGGCAUGUUCAGUCCCCGAGUUGCAUUUUUCAAAUAGCACCUGGCAUUGAUACGUCACUUGGAACAAAAUGGAACAAGACACGUGUUUGGUGUUGUAAUGUCUCCAUAGAUUUUCCCUGUUAGGCAUGGCUCUCAUGUACAACGUAUCCCUUCCAACAACAUUUACCAUUUCAUUUCCAUCAUACGUCAUAUCAGAAUUUCUUCAGAUCAGAUAAUGGCUCUUCCACUGUAGUGGAAUUUAGCCUUUCAUGUCGCCAAUGAAAGAUUCCAUCAUUAUCUAAGACUAGGAUUGGUAUUCUUGUCCAUUAGAUACCAGAGGGUUUUCUCUCUCACUCUGUCAGUACUAUGAUACAGUAUGGGAGUGAAUCAAGACACCCCGCUGUGAGCAAUCAAGACAUGAUUGCACCAGCAGAUUACUCUACAAACGCUUUCUUGACUUAUCUCCUUGACAGACUGGUCUGCAUCCCAAAUGAAACUCUAUGCUCUUUUAUAGUGCACUGCUUUUGACCAGGGCCCAAAGGGUAUAGGGUGCCAUUUGGGAAGCAACAACCUGGAUUUCCGCAUUGCUCAGCGGUUAAGUAAGAUAACAGGAAGAAAUUGGAGUCCUGUUAAAACCGUUGCUUUGAGACUGAAGAAGAGGAGGCUAGAAACCAGAAUGCCGUGAAAUGAUGGUCUGGGCUUAGAGGGAGAGCAUCUUCGGUUUGGCUUCGUUGUUGAGGCGAAUUUUUUUACAUAUUUGCAUUUAGCUUGCAACAGCCCCAGACUUUAAAUUGACCGUAAGUUUUCCUCAGAGUCUGUGUGUCUUCAGUAGCCUAGCGACCAGAUGUGUCGUGGAAUAUGGUGCUGGCUGCUGAGUCCAUCCAUCUGAGGCAUGCACCUUUGUCUUUGCUGUCCUUCGCUUUCAAUGAGAGCUGUCAUGGUUCGAUCUACACACACAGUACACGCGCCCUCUGUGGUGAGGCACCCAGUGCUUCAAAAGGCUGGCUGUCUGCGCACUAGAGCAGUGAAAGUCCUUGUGCCCGUCAACAAACAACUCAGCUGCCUGUCACACACACACACACUCCGCUGCCUGUCAGGCUGAUCUAAAAUGGUAGACAGACAGACAGCCUGGCAGCCAGGCAGAUUCCCACUAUCACAGAGAGGAAAGGCAUCUUCUGUUAUGCCAGAUGCUACACACACACACACACACUCUCACUCGCAAGCUGUGUACACACACACACACACUCACUUGCUAGCUGUGUAUUCCUGGUUCACCUUCACCUCCGUUAAUAACAUGGGAAGCUCCAGACAUUUCAGAUUACUUAUUGAGUGAAUGCCCCAUAAUGAGGACAUUGAUCUCAUUGUAUAUGAGAACGGAAUGUAUUGAGGAACUAAAGCAACACAUUUUAUGUUUAUUUGAUUGAAAUCUGAAUUGAUUGUUCAGGUUGGGUCAUUUCUCAUCUUUGUAGACAGUAUGUUUUGACGAUGUUAUUAUGUUCACACUAAUCGGCGUAUCCGGACCUGGCAAGUCACCACUAGCUAGGUGUGGAAUCACAGCUGAGAGCGUGACUAACAUGGAUCAACACCAGGUCUCUGUGUGUGAGUGAGUGACACAUGGUUAAUCACCGGGUCUGUGUUGACCGUCAAACUUCUGUGAGGCUGUUUCGUCAAAUCAGAAGACCCAGGAAUGCAUGCAGAAGUCUUACCACGGUUUGGUUUACACCCUUCUCCUGUGUGUCACGAGCCCAUUUGCACAGUGCUGGGAAAACCCUUGUUCUCUCGCUUUAUUCACUAUAUCUCUCCCUCGUUGUCCUUGAAAGGCCCUCUCUCUUUUUCACGUUUUCCCUCCCUCUACUGCUCCCUCCCCUCCCUCCCUCUACUGCUCCCUCCCCUCCCUCCCUCUACUGCUCCAUCCCUCCCCUCCCCUCCCCUCCCCUCCCUCCCUCCCUCCAGCUCUCUGUACCUCUGAGUCAUAAUGAGAUCUUGGGUAACCACCAGGUCUGUUCAAAUGCAGGCGGCAGUAAGAAAAACACCUCUACACAAACAUUCCUCUCCAACAUAUAGGCUCCAUACAUCUGAUAUCUGCUGGACUGUGAGCUCUGUCUGAUAAACACAAUAAAUCCUGCAGUCGGGCCGAGUCUGAGUUUUCCCGUUAAUGAUGUCUAGCCUAGGCUAAGUGGCCAUCUUGUUAUUUUGCACUGUGCAGCUUCCUCGUAGCCUUGUAAUGGCCCCUGUUUGUUUAUCACCCGGGGCUAGCUGGCUAGCUUUUUACCCUCAGUUAGCAUCACCUGUCUGUUGGCAUCCUCCCUUAGUCAGUCAGGCGACCUGGUUUUGUCAGUUUGUUUUGUUUUCUGAGGAAGUACUGGAAAUUAUGCAUUCUGGGAAAGGUGAUUAUUUGACCCUUUUUUUCGGGAUCCUGCUCAUCCCUCUUGGGUUGGCAGAUGGAACUGGCCUAGAGCCAGGCAUUAUGGGAAGGUCCAUGGUCUCCGGGAUCUUUGGGACGGCCCUACCUCAUUGAAGUUGACAUUUUAAAUGUUUAAGUUAAGGGCUAAGAUUAAGUUUAGGUAAGGCUUAUGGUUAGGGUAUGGUUUAGGGUAGGGAUGUCCCAAGGAUACCCAAAUAGCACUGACCAUUAUGGGAAGGAGACAACUGUCACCAGUCGCAGUAGAAGAACAAAACGGUCUCCCCAAUUGAAAGAUAACUGUGGGGAGAAGCCAUACAGGGUACUUUUCCAACAUUUUAACACCAAGGAUCAAAGGAUUCAGGAAGGAAGUGUAAUGCAAAAAUAGAGCACUUGAUCAAACCUUGGUGUCUUCAAACCAGCCCCUAACAGGCCCUCGAGGAGAAUACCUAAUCUUCCUCUGAGACGCAGAGAGCUGCGUCUUUCAUAUUUGUUCCACUCAGGCAGCCUCUUCAUUUUCAGGGCUCCUUCUCUCCAUGACUCUGAGUAGGCUGUAAUCACCAGAGAGCAGCAGAGAAAGCUUCCACAUUCUUGGAACCCGAAUGUCAGAACCCUGGGCUUGUUUUGCCUGGGACUCCAUCACCCUGGUAACACAGACUUGCUGUGUGUGGAGUACUUUGACUCAGUACUGUGUUUUGAUAUGAUGCAGUCAAAAAUAUGUAUACAUAUAAUAUUAAUCUCAUUCAAUGCAUUCAUGGCCGUGACCUGGUGCUAUGUUGACAAUUGACUGAACAACAUGCCAAAAAACUCAACUGUAUUUUCCCCAUUUAUUUAUUUGACCAUUUACUGUAGUUGACAGUCAUUGUUAGUUGGUGACCAACUCGCUCAGUCGUAGCAGAAGCUUUCAUCUCAUUAUAUCCUGCUGGAACCAGUACUAAUUGCCUCCCCUACUCCUCUUCCCACAAUAUAACUGUCAUGAAGCUGAGUGAAUGGAGGACUGACUGCAGUUAAAGAUGGAUAAAAUAAGGAACUUGUGACAUUGGAGAGAAAAAGUUAUGUCCCAAAGUUAAUGAAGCAUCCCUGUUUAUCAUAGGAGAGCGAGAGAGAUUGAUGAAGAGAAUAACUGAGAUGACGGGAGAGGGAGAGUGAAAGAGAGAGAGAGAGACUGCAGUUACACCCUACUCAAUCACUCACUCACCGCAAUAAAACCCCUGCCCCCGCUUUGCCUUGAUACUCGCUGGCCACUCACCACUUUAUCAGCUUCAGUCAGGAGGUCAAAUGUUUUACACCCUCCGCGACACGUCCCGGCACGGAUCAUAACGCAGCCGGAACAGACUGGUUCCUCCGGUUUACCAUCCCAUCCCGCCAUCCCAAAAAAUCUAAUUAAAUUCGAGGGAUAAUUACAUUUAGGGGAAUAAUAGCUAUGGAGGCCGUCACAAAUUGAAUAGAAUAGAUUGGAAAGAUUUCUAUAAUCGCUGUACUCUAAUCAAUAGCUAAUCUAGCUGUGCAAAUUAGGAAGAAUGGGUCCCUUUUUUUUUAUGGACGCUUUGUCGCCACCUGUACUCCAGACCUGGGUUCAAAUACUAUUCGAAAUCUUUCAAAUACUUAAAGCGGUUGCUCGAGUCAGCCUGGAGUGUCAGAUGGGCGGGUUUUGCACUUUUCCGGCAAUUGUGUUGGUUACAUUGCACCAGGCAAGCUCAAUAAAGCCCAGAUAAAGUAUCUGAAAUGAUUUCAAAUAGUAUUUGAAUCCCAGGCCUGUCAUCUUCUUGAAACAACAGAAGAAAAUGGCUCCUAAUUCAACUGUAGAUAAGUAUAAAGCAAUUCCAUAAGACUGAGGAAAGGUCAAAAUGAUACAUUUUAUCCCCCCUGUGCUGCAGUUACAUAUGGAUUAACUUGACUAGAGGUUUUUAAGAAAGGUCAGAUCAAUUUAAAUUCACUCUGUUGUCCCUUCUGAAUGGAAGGUGAACUCGGCCUGAUAUCCUGUGUUUAACUGGACUUUCAUCAAAUCAUCUGAUGGUCAAUCUCAAACUUGAGUAAAAUUAUUUUCUUAAAUUUCUUCAAAACUCUAACGAUAUACAUGGACUGAGGUGAUGUUUUGGACUUAUAAAAAGAGCAAAGUAUGUCAAACUUGUUUGAAAUUGAUUUAUAUAAUGACAUGUUAAGGGGGGAAACGCACCAUGUCCACCACCAAUGUGUAGCACCCAUCUAUAUGAAUAUCUCAUAGUAUGGAGUAUGCAUAAUGAGCUGUGUUUUCUGUUUGUCAUUGUGAAGUAUCUAGACUGAGGUAUCUUCUCUCUCUUGUCUCUCUGCAGUGUCUGAGGACAUUGGUGGGCCACACGGGGGGCGUGUGGUCGUCCCAGAUGAGGGACAACAUCAUCAUCAGCGGCUCCACCGACCGGACGCUCAAGGUCUGGAACGCAGAGACGGGAGAAUGUAUCCACACCCUGUACGGGCAUACCUCAACGGUGCGCUGUAUGCACCUGCACGAGAAAAGGUAUGUACUUAGUGACUGUUUACCAAACAGGUUCUUAUCUUUCAAAUGGACCAGUAGUUGUCCUAUUCAAGUUGAGAAACAUACUGUAUUCUAUUCCUGGUAACAAAAGCCCAUGUAUUAUCGAGACAACCAUACUGUACCAAGGCAAUAAAAAACACAUCGGUGGAACACCACAACAUGAAAAUGUGCCUCAUGAAGUGUACUUAGGGUCUCAUAGUGACUGAAUAGAAUCAAAGUGGCCGUCUAAGUGAGCCGCCUGUCACUCCUCUCUAGUGCUCUUUCUGCCUCGAGGCCGAUGACAUUUUGUGUAACAUUUGAUUACUCACUCAGCGGAAGUGAAGGGCCUCUGGCGGCUACAGGGCUUGACAGUGGAAGAACGGUGAUUUCCAUCUUUGUCAGUACUGAUUGACGGAAGCCAUUUUGUAACUUAUGGAGUACGCAUUCCAAUGCUUUAUGAACCAGUUUUUCCGCCUCUCUCCGUGCCGGAGGGUUUGCAGGUUAUGUACGAACAUGACUAUGGCGACACUCAAAGGUGUUCUUUGUGUCUUUGCUGUUCUGCUUUCAUCAACUGUCGUUAUGGGAAUGAGGGCUUAGAGGUCAACCUAUUGAAUUUACUAUUUUUGCGAGAUCAGUAACAUGAGGGAUACGUGUCUUCAAGGCCCAUGGCAAAAACACCAUUACGUUUGUCAAGAUUCCCAUCAAAGCUGUCACACCAACUGGGUCGUAAACAUUGUCAAUCGAAAAGCAAUUGCCUUGAUGUUUUGUUCAAGACCUAUAUGAAUCCAAUCUAACCAAUAGAUUUGAGCCGUUAACACUCAGUCUGUGUUCUCUUGUCCACCUAUAACUGAAGCUAUAGUGGACAGACAUUGAGCCAGCCAGCUAGCUAGCUUUAGAUUUGAUAAAGUCCUGUGAGAAUAGACUAGUGUUUCAAUGUUAAUGUCUCUUCAAUCCGUCUCAUCUUUCCUCUCCCAGGGUGGUGAGUGGUUCUCGUGACGCCACGCUGCGUGUGUGGGACAUCGAGACGGGCCAGUGUUUACACGUCCUCAUGGGCCACGUGGCGGCGGUUCGCUGCGUCCAGUAUGACGGCCGCAGGGUGGUCAGCGGGGCCUACGACUUCAUGGUCAAGGUCUGGGACCCCGAGACUGAGACCUGCCUCCACACGCUGCAGGGCCACACCAACAGAGUCUACUCACUACAGGUAGGGGUCUAUGCACACGGGCUGUCUCAUACCCACACAGUCAUAUUUAUACACUCUCACUAACACUCCUACACACCACAGAGUCUAUAAUUGCAUUAACAUCUAAAGAUUUGUAUAGUGACUUCAUAGUUCUAUUGGGCUUUAAACCACGUAUUUAAACUGUAUAUUUGAAUUGUGCAAAAUCAACCCCUUCUCAUCAAAGAGCACCCCGCCCCAACUAUUUUUACAUUCCUUUUAUGUCCUGCUAUUUGGAAGCCCUCUAGGAAUAAAACACGAAACGAAUCAAUUUAACACGCCUCAAAUCAAAUCCCUUUAUAUAUCCACUGUACAGUUAGGUGUAAAUGAUAAUAACAGUGUACAGCAGGGUCUCAUCUGGUUCAUACAGAGUCUAACGCUUCCAUAAAACAAGAAAGAUAGACCUCGGAGGACUUAGAGAACCGAAAGCCCUUUUAAAACAGUGUUGGCAGUUGGUGCGUUGAACCGCCAUUCCACAAUAUGAUAAGGUGGUUGCCAUGUGAACCAAACUGUCUGGAAAAGAGCCACAACAAAAUAGUCCCUCUGUGUGUUGUAUCCAAGGCAGCAGAGCAGCAGAACGAUGAGUUUUUCUCAACUCCUUUUCUUUCUACGUUGCAGUAACGUUAUAUAAACAGACAAUUGGUGUGAGUCAGGGUCAUACACACACACACACACACACACACACACACACACACAGAAGUAGUAGUGUUAAAAGGUUAAUGGAUUCCUCUGCCUCGUGUCCUCGAAGAUGUCCCCUCCCUUCACGUCGCUCUCUAAUAAUACAUCAAUAAUAUGCCAUUUUAGUAUGGGGGGUCCCGGGGAUCGAACCCACUACCCUGGCGUUACAAGCGCCAUGCUCUACCAAUUGAGCUACAGAGGACAUCUCUCUGUGAUGACAGAGCAGUUUAGAGCCACAGCCAUCACCUUCAGAGAGAGAGGCUGCAUCCCAAAUGGCACCCUAGUCCCUUUGUAGUGCACUGCUUUGGACCAGGGUCAAAAGUAGUUCAUCUAUAUAGGGAAUAGGGUACCAUUUGGGACCUAUCCACAGCGAGAGAGAGAGAGAUAGAGAACGGUUUACUGUUCAGAUGGAAAGAUGCCCUCCCCUCUAUCCACUAUAUGUGACGCUGACUUUGAAAAAGCUGUACAAAUCAAUACAAUUUAUUAGAUCUAAUGAAUUCGUGUGAUAUUAUAUGAAUACUAAUGAACUGAUUUCAUUAUAUCUAAUAGAAUAUUAUCUAGAAAAGCCUUAUUUGACUCUGUUUCAAUUGGAUUCAAUGGAUUCAUUCCUAUGUAGAUUCAUUAUUUUAUACUAAAUGUUAUUGUAAUAUAUAACUGGAUCCUCCUUUUUCCUCCGUCGUUCGGUUUGCUCUUUGGGCUCUAUCCCAGGGUACUCCAAAGCCUCUCUGAUAACUGCUGAUGUAAAAAGGGCUUUAUGAGUGCAUUUGAUUGAUUGAUUCCAAACCAUACUAGAAUAGAAAUGACUGGAAUCCUAUGGUGUCAAACUGAAUUUGUCGUAACAUGACUGGAUCGUCCUUCCACCCCUCCAGUUUGAUGGGAUCCACGUGGUGAGUGGUAGCCUGGACACGUCUAUCCGGGUGUGGGAUGUGGAGACGGGUAACUGCAUCCACACUCUGACAGGUCAUCAGUCCCUCACCAGUGGCAUGGAGCUCAAAGACAACAUCCUGGUCUCGGGCAAUGCCGACUCCACCGUCAAGAUCUGGGACAUCAAGACGGGACAGUGCCUGCAGACGUUGCAAGGUGAGUCUUAGUCCUUCCCACAGACAGGCACACAUAGUGCCUGCAGACGUUGCAAGGCGAGUCUGUCGCUGGGUCGUUGGAACAGGGUUGUAUUCAUUAAGGAACACUGAAGUAAAACGCUUUGCAACGGAAUGCGAAAACAGAUGUUGCUCAUUGGACAAGUUCAGGUAGUCCCUCCCUGUUUCAGCCCAUUUUCUUUUGUUCGGUGGCUUGUAAAACAACCAUGUCUGAUUGCACUUUCUUGACUCUCAAAACAGCUUUACGUAGUAUGGGGAGAAACUCCCUUCAACCACCACCAUCUACCACAGACAACUCUGCUACCUCCUUUUAUCUGUAAGGAAAAUGUCUGGAAUUGGCCAAUUUUGGACCCCAGUGAAAGGCUGUUGCUCAGAGAUAUUCACUCAAUGAUGUGCUUGGCUGUGCAUGGCCAAACGGAGCCAACACAUUGUGGGCCAGCCAGCCACUCUCCAGAUAGGGAUCAUUUCCCUGGCUCUGGAUGUUUGUGGAACAGUUCCCUCUCAGCCAUUACCACUAAGUACUGUUACCUUGAAUGGGGAGAAAUGGAGAAUUCCUUACUGAGCAUCUGCACUGUUUCUCCCCAAAUGGCCUUAUUAGUGAACUACAAACCCAACUAUUCCCAUGGAACUACAACUCACACGUGCCCCCUCCCCUUGGAACAAAGGGAAUAGAUAUGGCCCUGUUUUAGGAUGAGAGAGAAGAGGGGAGGAUGUGAGAGGAGGGAUGAUGAAAGGAUAGAAGGGUGGAUGGGGGUGAUACACUGCAUAUGGAUGAGAGAGGAGGAGGGGGAGGAGGGGGGAGGGGGAUGAUGAAAGGGGGAUGGGGUCCUGUCUUGUUGGGGAGCCUGGCCUGUGAGGGACAUGACAAGGGGGCGUGACACUCUGCAAAGGGGGCAUGGUGGGGGUGCAGGGAUUAUGUAGGUCAUGUAAUUGGGUCAAUGCGCAAUUUCUGCCAUUCAUUCAUUAGGGCAUUUAGAUAAGACAAUAGCCUAACAACAGGCAACUCACAGGCAGCCACAGAUGAGGUACUUAAACUGAGAGGAUAGGUAACGAUGUAGCCAGCUGCUUUGUUGUGGAAAUGAUAUGGGUGGGGGAGAGGGAGAGAGAGAUGUGGGGGUUUGGCUGGGUACAUUGUCAAAUCUUUGUGAGAAAGGCACAGUGCAAAAUGCCCAGCCCUUUGAACCCGCUAGAGACAGACGAAGGGAGAGGAUAGGGGUUUACACUGCUGGCUGGCACUGGAGCUCUGUUCAGAUGAGAUAUUUGUUGUUAGUUGUAAAUGAUUUUCCAUUGGUAGGCUAAUGAACACAAUUCCUAGUGUACUUCAUACAAUGAAUCAUUUUGAAUUGAUAAUGAGCACAUUUCAAUGUAUUGUGUAGUUAUCAUAUUUGACAUUUCAUCCUAAUUAGUAUUCACUAGUUAGAGUUUUGUGGAAUAACUGCUAGAAGGUAUUUAAUGUUGCCAGUCACAUCUUUGAAACUGUGAUUCUGUGUUUGUUUUAAUAGUGUAAAUAGAUCCAAUGUGGGGUUUUAUCUCCAUAUCCUUAGGGAAUAUUAGUCAUUCCCACAGACAAACACACAUACAGGAGCAUCUCGUCAAAAGAGGAGGCAACAGCCGCAGACACCACAAUCUGCACACCGAAUGGGUGUUGCUGCCAGCUGCCACACUCACCACACACACACACACACCGCUACAGUGCCAGUCAGCAGCAGAGCCAAUCAGCAGCUGUAGAUGGUGACAGCUCUAAGCCCUGGGACUUCUCUCCUCUACUACCCCAGGCUUUUCCAUGGCAGACGAGGCCAGGCCAAGGCAGGGUGUCUUAUUCCCCUGCCUUAACACACUCCAGAAAUAAGCAGUAUAGUGUUUUACCAUCUCUAUUAUGGCUAGUUUUCUGCCCAGUUUCAGAGCCAGGUUUUGGCUGUGUGUCUUUACGUUACUGUAUGGCAACAGUUCACGUCACAGACGGUGGGCUGUGGAGGUCUUCAACCAAUGAUCUCACAACCGUGUCAGAUUCUUUCGAUCAAGCCUUUUCUCUUGAUUGUUUUCCUUUUUUCCCCCUCACUCGUUGAAUCCAUCUUUCUGCCUCUCUCUACGUUCUUAAAGGGAUAUUACGGGAUUUUGGCAACAAGGCCCUUUAUCUACUUCCCCAGAGUCGGAUGAACUCGUGGAUACCAUUUUUAUGUCUCUGUGUCCAAUAUGAAGGAAGUUAGAGGUAGUUUCGCGACCCAGUGGUAACUAGUGUUAGCGCAAUUGAUGGAAGUCUAUGGGUAUAUGCUAGCUGAUACCCAUAGACUUCCUAAUCGCGCUAAAGCUAGUUAGCAACUUCCUUCAGAGACAUGAACAUGGUAUCCAUGAGUUCAUCUCUCUGGGGAAGUAGAUAUUGCCCAAAUCCCGAAGUAUCCCUUUAAAGGUGAAAAUGGAAACAAGCUAUUUAUCUCUUUCACACAUUCACUCACUCUUCUCCUCCUCUUUCUCUCUCCCCCUCUCCACCACCAGGUCCCCACAAGCACCAGAGCGCCGUGACGUGCCUGCAGUUCAACAAGAACUUUGUCAUCACCAGCUCGGACGACGGCACGGUGAAGCUGUGGGACCUGAAGACGGGCGAGUUCAUUCGUAACCUGGUGACCCUGGAGAGCGGCGGCAGCGGUGGGGUGGUGUGGCGUAUCCGGGCCUCCAACACCAAGCUGGUGUGUGCCGUGGGAAGCCGCAACGGCACCGAAGAGACAAAACUACUGGUGCUAGACUUUGACGUGGACAUGAAGUGAGAGGAGAGGAGGGGAAAUGGUCGAGAGAGGGGAAAGUGAGGAGAGGGG